CCCACCCUCGCUUUAAUCGCGCACUGAGCGGACAGGCGGAGCUACGCGCGGGGUAACGGCCAGUAACAGUUAGUUGGCGAGACAUGGAUGACUUCGACAUGCUAGACACGGCCCAGUCCGCGAUGGGCAACGGCGUCGGGCUGGAGGAGGACCCCGCAGCCGCCUUCCUGGCCCAACAGGAGAGCGAGAUCGCGGGCAUCGAGAGCGACGAGGGCUUCAGCAUCCUGGACGGCGGAGCGGUGCCGUCGUUGCUGUCCGAGCCCGAUGCUGUUGACGGAGUCAUUAACGGAGAGCUUCAUGAGGAGAGCAACGGCCCGUCUGAUGCCUACGCCGCCGUCGCCCAAGUCGACCGCCUGCGGGCCGAGCCGGAGAGCCUGCGCAAGUGGAGGGAGGAGCAGAGAGAGCGCCUCGAGGUCCUCGAUGCCAACUCGAGGCAGCAGGAGGUGGAGUGGAAAGAGAAGGCCAAGCGAGAGCUGGAGGAGUGGCACGCCCGGCAGGACGAGCAGCUGGAGAAAACGAAGGUGAACAACAGGGUGCUGGACGAAGACUUCUACAAACAGCCCUUCUCUGAGCUCAUUGGUUAUGUGGCGGCCGAGGAAGCCCUGCUGUCGGACGCGGACGAGAACAACCCGGGUACGGAGUGGGAGCGCGUGGCACGUCUCUGCGACUUCAACCCCAAGUCCACGAAGCAGGCCAAGGACGUGUCGCGCAUGCGCUCCGUGCUCAUUUCCCUCAAGCAGACUCCGCUGGCGCGCUGAUGGCGCGCCGAUUCCGCGCCGGGCACAGAACCGCACUCCUACUGCUCCCAGCCAUCGCCCGAGGACCCCGACAAAGUCAUUCCUUCUCUCCCAUUAAGAUAGCGAUUUAUUUUUUCUAUUCUUCUGAGAAACAAACUCAAAAGCGUGAGCACCGUUAGAGCGGCUUCACUGGGGUGCAGCAGUGAGUCUCCUAUCUAUGCAUUUUCUUUUUGCGCUUCCCACGAAUAAAGAAAUAAUUCUCUAUUUCGCUGUGUGUGUGUGU
Scleropages formosus (Asian bonytongue) is the source of this 1020-nucleotide messenger RNA. It is a transcript of the gene clta, whose product is annotated as clathrin, light chain A. The transcript is spliced from 6 exons. Gene Ontology annotation, cellular component: postsynaptic endocytic zone cytoplasmic component; plasma membrane; clathrin coat of coated pit. Gene Ontology annotation, molecular function: clathrin heavy chain binding; structural molecule activity. NCBI's taxonomy places the organism in Eukaryota, Metazoa, Chordata, Actinopteri, Osteoglossiformes, Osteoglossidae. Gene Ontology annotation, biological process: intracellular protein transport; clathrin-dependent endocytosis. Bases 84 to 758 code for a protein of 224 amino acids. The record is from RefSeq and is a predicted model, not a curated record.